Pseudo-nitzschia multistriata is the source of this 1095-nucleotide messenger RNA. The record is from the annotation of a GenBank genome assembly. NCBI's taxonomy places the organism in Eukaryota, Bacillariophyta, Bacillariophyceae, Bacillariales, Bacillariaceae.
GUCGGAACGCACGAAUCGGUAUUCGACAAUCGACCGGGCAGAUCAAAAUAAGUGAAUACGAAUAUCUAGUUUACACUUCGAAUAGCGCAGAAGCCGAGACCGGAGGAAUCCGUGGGAGGACUUCCACCCGAAAAGAAAAACGACCAAGACAUCGUCUCGACGAAAAACAAUGCGCCCCGGUCUCCUCACUGCUCUAAACCUCUUCGGUGCCAUCUGCACCCCUCGACGGGCUUACCCACCAGGUCGGGAUGUCCUCUUCUUUCGACCAGCUCCGGCCCAGGUUGCCCGCGAGGUGUCCGACGCGCUGGAUGAGCGAAAAGACCUUGUUGCCGGGGCUGGCGUUGAGCUUGAGCCCCGCCGUGUGCAGCAGCCCAAAGACCGCCGCCUUGCCCUGGGUGUUUCCCUCCAGGCGAUCAACCACCGCACCAACCUGCUCGUAGACGAUCUUUCCCUCCGGGUUCCAGACGACGCAAAAGGUGGCGACGGGGGCUUCCAUCUCGUUGCCGGUGGCCGGGUAGAUCGUCCCGAAGUUGUUCAUGUCCCCCGUGUUGGUUCCCCUCCACCGCUGCAUGUAGAAGCACCGGUAGGGGUUUUCGGGGUCGAUCGAGAACCCAAAGGAAUCGAUUCGAAUGUCCGGAAAGGCGCUGCGGAGGUCCAGACCUUUUUGGCCCUCGACCAGGUCUUUCCGGUUGAUGGGCCCGAUCACGGGGCCCCUCAGAACGUAGUCCUCGGCGUACCAUUCCUCGUUCAGGCCCGCGUCCUCUGUCUGCUUCGCAACGUAGGUCUUGGUUUUCUCGAGGACGUCGAACUUCGGAUUCUUGUCGAAUUUCAGGUAUUCGAACAUGGGAGAUUUGGAGAUUUCCCCGCUGGCCGAUUUUGCGGCAGCGGACGCCGGAGUCUGGGUGGAAAAGGCGGAGGCGUUGCUCGCUAGAAACGCCACAACAACGCCGGUGAAAAUGCGGGGCGAUCGAAUGGACACCAUGGUUUCGUUCUUGCCGUGCCGUUUUCUGUUCGAUGGAAUGGAUUGGGUUGUUUUGUUUUGUGCUGUUGUGUGGAAACAAUACCGAAGGUGAGGUGCAGGUKGUAGGAUACCGA